Molecule: messenger RNA, 1921 nt
Organism: Rhipicephalus sanguineus (brown dog tick)
Lineage: Eukaryota; Metazoa; Arthropoda; Arachnida; Ixodida; Ixodidae
Product: tigger transposable element-derived protein 6-like
Exons: 1
Coding region: 115-1689 (524 amino acids)
Cellular component (GO): nucleus
Molecular function (GO): DNA binding
Source: RefSeq, a predicted model, not a curated record
ACGAAAUUCGAGUCGAGGCUUGUUUGAGAAUACGGGGAUCAGUCUCUUUGUGCGAGCGGCGGCCGAAGCAAGUAGCCCCUCACGAAAUCAGCGGACAUCCCGACAUCCUUGAAGAUGGCGCCGGUCAAGCGCAAAGCUGUGUCACUUGACACAAAGUUGCAAAUAUUGCAGGAUUCUCGGCGCGGCUUCAAGGUGAGCGCCCUCGUGAAGAAGUACAAGCUUGCCCAGUCGACAGUAUCCACAAUUUUGAAAACUGGGAGCACAGCGAUUGCCAAGGCCGGAACGAGCGGCCACGCCGACCAGCGGAAAAGGGUUAGGGAGCCUCUGUACGCCGACGUCGAAGAGGCGCUGUACAAUUGGUUUCUGACCACUCGUGCCCGUAACGUGCCCAUCAGUGGGCCAAUACUUGCUGCGAAGGCUAAAAAUUUCGCCUUUCUUCUCGGACGGCCGGAUUUUGAGCCUGGAGGAGGCUGGAUACAGCGUUUUAAAGAUCGACACGGCAUUGUUUACAAAAACGUGGUAGGAGAAGCGGCGUCGUUGGAUUCCCAGGCAAAAGAGGAGUGGCUACUGGAAAAGCUACCCGGCGUCCUGGAGCGCUACGCGGACAAGGACGUGUACAACUGCGACGAGACCGCUCUUUUUUUUCAAAUGAUGCCGUCAAAAACGCACGCACUAAAAGGUGACCCAUGCCCCGGCGGAAAGCAUUCCAAACUGAGGGUAACAGUGUUGCUGUGCGCCAACAUGGACGGGAGCCACCGCCUCAAGCCCUUCGUGAUCGGGCGAUCAAAGAAACCGACAUGCUUCAAAAAUCAGCAUAUCCCGGUCCGCUAUCGCAGCAACAAAAAAGCGUGGAUGACCCGUCAACUAUUUGAGGAAUGGCUGCUCGAAGUGGACGGGAUAAUGGAAGGUCAAGGCAGAAAAGUGGUGUUGCUACUUGACAAUUGCAGCGCACACGCCGUCAGCCCCAAGCUAACAUCUAUUGAACUGAUGUUUCUGCCUCCAAAUACGACGGCAGGUCUGCAGCCGUUGGAUGCCGGUAUCAUCGCUAACUUUAAAGCCUUGUAUCGGCGGCGCGUGCUGGAGUGGCUGAUACUGGUCAUUGACCGCCCAGCUCCUGGCACGUCGGCCGACGCUGAGUUGAAGAUCAGCCUUCUGAAGGCCGUGCGCUUCGUGUAUGGGGCUUGGUACGAGGUCAAACAGUCCACGAUCAGCAACUGUUUUAAGAAGGCGGGCUUUGUGCGCCAGGACGAAGCUUCCCCGCCUGCUGAUAGCGCGACCGACACAGCUGAAGCCGCCGACCUGGCUGAGCUCUGGGCGCACGUCGCUGGUUGUGACACAGAUGGCGUGUCGAUGGACGAGUUUCUGACGGCAGAUUGCGCUGCAUCGUCCUGCGAAGAAAUCACUGACGAGGCGAUCGCCGGGGAUGUGUUGUCGCGGCAGGCGACAGCGUUGAGCGACGACAGCAGCGACAGUGACAACGAGGCUGGCAGUAGCACUUUGGCCCCGACCUCCAUGUCCACGUUAAGUGCACUGUCGACGAUCGACCAGUUGAUUGACUUCAUGCACUCCAAAGGACUGCCGGAAGUGUUCGCGCAGCAGCUGGAAGGCAUGCACGCCGCAGUCGUGAAGCUGCGACUGCCGCGAAAGCAGGCGAAAAUAUCGGACUAUUUAGGUGCGCCUAAAGCUUGACUCUCUCGUUGGAGCUUAAAAUAAAGCUUUGUUUUUGCGUUUUUGACAUCCUGCUUUCAAGAACAUCUAUUCUUUAGUGCAAGUGGUGAAUUCGGGAUCGGAGCUACGAAGGUACGUUCGUCGUUGUUUUUUUUUUUUUAAUAGCGGCAGUCCAGAUAUAGCGAUCACCGGUUAUAACGAUCAUAUUUUUCGUAUUUCUCGAUAUCGUUAUAAGUGGACUGCACUGUGUGAC